Messenger RNA from Thyridium curvatum, 2802 nucleotides. RefSeq lists its product as uncharacterized. The record is from RefSeq and is a predicted model, not a curated record. Gene Ontology annotation, cellular component: TORC2 complex. The coding region runs from base 1 to 2802 and encodes 933 amino acids. Lineage: Eukaryota; Fungi; Ascomycota; Sordariomycetes; Thyridiales; Thyridiaceae. Gene Ontology annotation, biological process: TORC2 signaling. The transcript has a single exon.
AUGCAGCCAGCACGAAACCAGGCCCGAGCACCGGGCAGCUUCGCGCCCCUGCCGCCCAUCAGCAGCAGCAGCACCAGCAGCAGCAAUCAUGCCUCCAACAUAGACCUCCCGUCGUCAUCGCGACCGCGCCCGCACCGAGUAGCAUCAGCCUCGAGCGACGAAUCCUUUGCCCCGCCGGCCCUGAACCUCUCCAAGGCGCGCAGCUCGCCCCAGCCGCCCUACGGCUUCACGCAGCAGGCCAAUUCCAGCACCCCCAGCCUGCAGAACUUCUCGCGCCCGACCCUCCUCCCGUCCAACUCCAACACAGCCGCCGCCGCCGCCGCCGCAGCCAGGGCCGGGGCCGGGGGCAGCAGCAGCGGGUCGAGGUCCGGGUCGCCACUCACACUGCCCGAGGGCCGCAUCAGGGCGCACUCUAGGAAACACUCCCAGACGGCCGGGCUGUUCGACUCGACGCUGCCCUCGACGAGCGUCAGCAACCUGUCGCAGAUCGGCAUGGCCGCGCAAGGAGGGCCCUCGGUGCACCAGCACCGCGAGCUGAGCGCGAGCCAGAUCGCCGCGCAGGCCGCCGUCAUGCACCACCAGAACCAGCAGCAACAUCAGCAACCACACCUCCAGCAUCAGCAGCAGCAUCAGCAGCAGCAACACGCUCGCCAGCGGUCACAGACGGUCCCGGUUCCUGGAGAGCCGUACGACAACCUACCGCCGACGAACAAGAGGGGAAGCGGAGGGCCGCUAAGCCCGCCGAUGCUGAGCCUGACGGAGGCGAGCGCGCCGAGGGAUCAUGGGUUCGGAAAUCCGGGAUAUCACAAUGGGUUGUUGGGGAACCAGAAGACGGCAGCGCAGGCGGCUGCCAGCGUCGCGUUCCCUAGGUCGGGACAGUCGUCCCCUGGCUUACCGUCGCAAAUACAGAUACCCACACCGCCGCCGCCCCCUCCGCCGUUACCAGAGAGGAAGCCCGAGAAGUCAAAGGUGAAGCUGUUCUCGAGGCCGGGCAAGAUCGGCACAAAGGGCGAGCCCAAGGAGAAGCCCUUGCCGAGUCCCAGCAAGAUCGGGUCUGCUCUGGCUUCUCUCCAGCGCGGCAACUUUAGCACCACGAGCUUGGACUCGUCCUCGCAGUCAUUCUAUAGCCUGGGCAAUUCAUCGUCGGCCACCAUCAGAGCAGUCGACACGCCGCCCGCCGAAGGCAAAGAGAAGGAGAAGAAGCACCACUUUCUGUCGAGGCAGAAGCACAAGCUCAAGGACAAGGACGAGUUCCACCUCCCGCUGUCGUCUGCCUCGAGCAAUUCACGGCCUACGGAUCCCAAUGCGCCGAGCAGCUUAUACAACUUCAACCUACCGCCGAGCCCAGGUCCGAGUACGACGUUCAAGAGCGUGAGUGGCCUGGACUUGCGGCACGGUGGACGGGCACUGCGGGAGCAAAAGGAGAAGGCCAAGGCUGCGGAGUCCACAACGACUUUGCAGUCCGACUUUGGCCCCAGCAGCUUGACCUCCAGCUCCGGACCGUCCACGGUAUUCUUGAGUGACUCUCUCGACUCUAGCAAGACGGGGCUCAGUAACAUGAGUAUGGACGAUGCCUGGCCUUUCCUCAAGGCCAAGCUGCUCGUAGUCUUCCAAGGCGAGGACUUGCGGCUCCCAGUGGAGGACUUCAACAGGGUUGUCAUGGUACACAUACAGUAUUGCAUCCAGCGCCGGUCACCAAACAUCAUUAUCGACGAUCUUCGCGAGCUGCUCAGCACCGGGUUCUCCUCCCUUGACCUGGCACUUCGCAAGACACCGGAAGACAAGCUCAUCCCGGGCCUUGUCGAGUUGUGGGUAUUUACUUUUACGAGCAUCCUGCCCUACAUGCAGGCCGUCUUCCUGCCUCUGGACCUCGAGUUCCAGGGUGCGGGCCCGCUGCUCCCGGGCGACAAGGCCCGUGAUUUCUGGGGAGGCGUCAUCGCGCCCUCUGUGGCGGACCCCGCUAGACCGUUCGCCAAUAUUGCCCCCGUGGCAGCCAUCCUCGACGUCCGGCGUCUCGUCCUGACGGCCUACAGGGACACGGUCAUCAUGCCGCGCUACGAGAAGCUCAAGACCAUGUUCUCCCGCCUCUCCCUCGAGUUCCUGCCCGGGUCCGGGUACUUCUCCGCCGGCGCUCCCGGCGGCAGCGGUGUGGGCAGCGCAGCAGCAGGAGGAGCGCCCCUCGCGGCGUCUCCCAUCCCGAUACAGUCGCAGCAGGACCUGUUCUCGGCGGCCGCUGCCGCGCACCAGUUCGGCACGAGCCCGUCGGGCGACUCGACGGGCUCGUACCCGCUCCGGCCGGGCACGGCCAUGAGCCUGGACCCGAGCGUCGCGAGCUACAACUCGACGAGCACGACGCUGCUGGGCGACGGCGGGUCGGCGGGCGGGGGCGGGGGCGGCAGCCGGGCCAUCAGCAACGUGUCCUUUGGCAGCAGCGGGGCCAGCGACCCGCGGCCGUUCACGCCGGGCGGCGGCGUGGGGCUGCCGCAGCAGCAGCAGGGCUCCUUCGCGGGGACGACGGGGACGACGCUGCGGGAGCUGCAGAACGUGGACGACGGGAAAGCCGUCACGGACAUGGUGGGCCGGAUGCUGCAGUGCAUGAGCGUGCUGGCGAGCGUCGGGGUCGCGGGCAGCGGGGGCGGCGACGAGGGCACGCGGGCGGUCGAGGAGCUGAGCCGGCUGCUCAAGCUGAACUGGCUCGGGAGGGGCAGGACGGGGCGGAACAGGAGGGGCAUCGUGGGCGGGAGGGUGCGGCGGGUCGGGGCGGAGCAGCCGCCCGUCAGGGAGGAGGUGAGCGUUGUUUAG